CCCUCUCCUCCCUGCAGAGUCUGCUUGGUCUUCUUCGUCCCAUUCAAUAUAUGAAUGCAGCAUCGCCACCAAGCGGCGAGGAGUCGGCUCUGAUUCUGGACAUGCAUCCACAGCAGAGACUCAAAUGAAUGGUCAAUGUUACUCUUGAAAACUACAAGGGAAUCAGCAGAGAAGGAUGUGAGGGACUCAGAGAACCGGACUCCACUGGCUCAGGGCUUUUCACUGCUUUUCCUCAAGGAUCCAGAGAGUCCAUCUGUCUUAUCACGUUCCUCUGGCUGCUGCUCGUCAGAGUCAAGGCUUUGGCCUUGGAGUUGCUGGAUAAAGCGGGGCCCUGCAUUCUCUCUGUGCCCCCCCUCACUGCACCUGGCCCUGGCUGAAGCAGAGUCUCGGAGCAGACGCAUGGCGUGGUUUCUGUGCCUGUCUGUGGUCGUAGUUCUGGUCCUGGCUUUGGGAGUUCUGCUCUGGAGAGAGAGAGCGCGGGACGGACCCCAGGAGGCCCCCAGCCUGCCGGCCCUGCCCCUGCUCGGGAGCCUGCUGAGCCUGCGCAGUCCCCACCCUCCCCACCUGCUGUUCAAAGAGCUGCAGCAGAAAUAUGGACAGACCUACUCCCUGAGGAUGGGCCCCCACAAAGUCAUCAUUGUCAACCAUCACGCGCACGCCAGGGAGGUCCUGCUGAAGAGGGGGAGGACGUUUGCGGGACGACCCAGAACUGUGACCACGGAUGUGCUGACCAGAGAUGGCAAAGACAUCGCCUUUGGAGACUACAGCGCCACCUGGAGGUUCCACCGAAAGAUCGUGCAUGGAGCUCUGUGCAUGUUUGGAGAGGGCUCUGCGUCCAUCCAGAGGAUCAUCUGUGCAGAGGCCCAGUCGCUGUGCUCCAUCCUGUCGGAGGCGGCUGCCACCGGCCUGGCCCUGGACCUGUCCCCUGAGCUGACCCGGGCCGUCACCAACGUCAUCUGCUCGCUCUGCUUCAACUCCUCCUACAGCCGGGGCGACCCCGAGUUUGAGGCCAUGCUGCGCUACAGCCAAGGCAUUGUGGACACGGUGGCCAAGGACAGCCUGAUAGACAUCUUCCCCUGGUUACAGAUUUUCCCCAACGAGGACCUGCGCCUGCUGAAGCAGUGUGUGGCGGUUAGAGACCAGCUGCUGCAGAAGAAGUUUGACGAACACAAGUCAGACUACAGCGACCACGUUCAGAGGGACCUUCUGGACGCCCUGCUGAGAGCCAAGCGUAGCGCCGAGAACAACAACACCGCCGCAGAGUUCAGCGCCGAGGCGGUGGGCCUCAGUGACGACCACCUCCUCAUGACAGUGGGGGACAUCUUUGGGGCAGGAGUUGAAACGACCACCACUGUACUCAAAUGGGCCAUCACCUACCUGAUCCAUUAUCCAGAGGUGCAAAAGCAAAUUCAGGAGGAGCUGGACAGGAAGGUGGGGGCGGACCGCCCCCCCCAGCUCAGUGACCGAGGCAGCCUCCCCUUCCUGGAGGCCACCAUCAGGGAGGUGCUCCGGAUCCGGCCCGUGGCCCCCCUGCUCAUCCCCCACGUGGCGCUCAGUGACACCAGCAUCGGAGAGUUCACAGUGAGAAAAGGAACCAGGGUCGUCAUCAACCUGUGGUCUCUGCACCACGAUGAGAAGGAGUGGACCAACCCCGAGCUCUUCAAUCCAGGUCGGUUCCUGAGCGCCGACGGCUCCAGCCUGACCCUCCCCUCAUCCAGCUACCUGCCGUUCGGGGCCGGGCUCCGGGUUUGUUUGGGGGAGGCUUUGGCUAAAAUGGAGCUUUUCCUCUUCUUGUCCUGGAUUCUGCAGCGCUUCUCGCUCUCCGUCCCAUCGAGUCAGUCGCUCCCUAGUCUGGAGGGGAAGUUCGGCGUGGUCCUGCAGCCAGUCAAGUACGCAGUAAAAGCCACCCCCAGACUGGGCUGGGACCGACCGAGCUGCCACUCCGGGUUAUUCCCUGCAGAUCCUUGAGGAGCGUCUAAGAUCGCUCCGCUGCUCCAGGAAGGACUGAUGGAGUUUGACUGGAUCUGCUGUUGUUUUCAGUGAAUGAACAAAGACCUCACCUUCCUCCCAACAAUCUGACAAACGAUAUAGUUUCAUAAGAGGCUGCUUUCCGCAGGAAGCAAUUUUCCACUGACCCCCUUGUUAAAAAAGCCAAUUUUACCCUGAAAACAACUUCUGUGUAUCAAAGUCACCGCAGCAUUCUGACAGUCCUGUGUGUCAAAGUUUAGAUUUACACGUUCAAAUCUUGUCACUGCCUUGUUGAUGCUUUCCAAACUUUUUCCUCUGAACUCAUUCUGUUGUGAUGCAGCAGAAGAGGAGCUUUGAGGAAAACGUGGCUGAAAAACUCAGACUAAAUGACAGAAGCAGAUUCAUGGAUUCUGAAGGUCAGGAGAGAUGUGUCAGAGGAGAGCAGUGGUCUGAUGUGAGGAAGGGGAAGACGAUGAGGACAGAUCCUCCAGCAGCCUCAGGGCCCUCACACAACACACACGUAGGCUGUCUCGUUGUCCAUGUGACCCCAAAGUUCUGCUCUUUUGGUGGCUGUGAUUUCUCUGCUGCUGGAAUUGUCCCAUGAGGGCCUCCAUCCGCUCUGCAGAGCUGUGCCACGGCCCCCUGGCUCUAGAACAGGAUGGAGGUACUGUGAGUGAACCCCGCCACACCUGCAACUGCUUAUGGGUGGAGCCAGGGGCGGAGCUGUCAGCACCACCUGUGCUGUGCUGAGAGGCCGCAUGUUAAGCCCUGCCUCUUUGAAGGGAGGAGACUGGCAGCUGAAGGCUCCGCCCCCAUUCCACUUCAACAACCAGGAAUCCUGCAGUGAGAAGAGCUGUGUUUGGAAAAUGUGGAACUGUGAGCUCUGAUGUUCAUUAAAUACCAUUGGAUUUAAA
Molecule: messenger RNA, 2882 nt
Organism: Oryzias melastigma (Indian medaka)
Lineage: Eukaryota; Metazoa; Chordata; Actinopteri; Beloniformes; Adrianichthyidae
Gene: cyp17a1
Product: steroid 17-alpha-hydroxylase/17,20 lyase
Exons: 10
Coding region: 136-1968 (610 amino acids)
Biological process (GO): progesterone metabolic process; hormone biosynthetic process
Molecular function (GO): steroid 17-alpha-monooxygenase activity; iron ion binding; heme binding
Source: RefSeq, a predicted model, not a curated record